AUGAACUUCACUGGGCUCCCUCCAGAAAUCCAGAAAUCAAUUUUCCAAUAUUCAUACCCAUCAGAUAUUUUAAAUAUUGCUCAAAAUGUUCCAGAAUUGAAACAUUUGAUCACUUCAGAUGUUUUCAAGAUUGUUACUAAUGAUGUGCCAAAUCUCAAAUUGAAAUAUGGUUUAUCUGAUGAUUUCUACUUGGAAUAUAGAUGUAACCUAGCUCGAAAUGUUGGUUAUGAUUAUGAUACUUAUAGAAAAUUGGAAAAUGAUUUUUGGGAAAAGGAAACAAAUAAUAGAGUUUUAGAUCCAUCUUUAUUAAAAGGUUUCAAAGGUGCCAUACUAAUUGAAAUUUAUCGAGAAAAAGCUUCUUUAACCAAAUUUGAUGAUCAUUUAUUAGAGCACGACCCUAUUGAAAUUAUUUGGCAUACUAAUACAAAAUACAAUAAUUUUAAUCUUCUCCACAGUGUUAUUCAAACAAGUCAAAGCACUAGAUUGAAAAAGAUUGAAGUACUUAUUAGAGCUGAAGAUGAAAUUAAAAAUAAACCAUAUGAACAAUAUGAGUUAUCAGGCCUUCCGCAUGGUAUACCUCCCAACAAACUACAUAUACCAUUUGUCAAAUCACUUCACUUUAGUUUUGAUGAACGUAGAGGUUAUUCAAUUACAGAUAUGAAAACUAUUAUGCCAAAUUUUGAAUCACUUAACAUUGCUUUUGAGGAUGUUGAUGAUGGUUACUUUAAAGAUUUACAUAAAUCUACUCCCACAUUAGGAUUAGUGGAAUCUUUUUAUGAUCCUGAUUAUAAUGGAGAAGAUUUUUCACCAGAAUAUGAACAAUAUGCGUUAGAUGCAUUUUUUGAAACAAAAAUAGAGAGAUCCGUUGAUUUUUUGAAAAGUUUCCAAUUGAAAUAUUUCCAUAAUAGAAAUUUUAACUUGUUUGAAAAUUUACAAAUAACUAAUCUUGAGAAGUUGGUUAUUGAUUCCUCAACGAUUCAUUCAAUUAAAGAUUUGAAUUUACCAAAUCUUAAAACUUUGGAUAUAAAGAAUUCUUCAAUUUAUGAAAUUUCAAAUUUGAAUUUAAAUUCCUUACAAGAUUUUUCAAUAGAAAUCAAAAUACCACAUCAUGUAAUGAGAGAUCAAGUGGGCCAAGUACAUUCAAUUCAAAAUAUAAAAUCAUCAAGUUUAAAGAGAUUCAGUCUUACUAGUUCAUUCAAGAUUAAGGAAAUUUCAAAACUUGAUUUCCCGUCUUUACAAACCUUAGAAAUUAAGUCAAAUCAUAUUAGCACUAAUAGAUCUUUUGAAGGUAUUAUUGAUUCAUCAUUUCCACAAUUGGAAAAUAUAAUUAUAGAGAGUAUUCCACUUGAUAAUUUAUAUUCAUUCUUCCACAAUAUUCCAAAUUUGAGAAAGCUUAAUAUAUCGUCAUGUCUAUAUUUCGACAUGUCAAAACUUGAACCUCAAAAUUUAUUAAAUUCAUUAAUUUUAAAGGAUAUUUACUCAGUCAAAGGUACUUUUUAUAACAAUAUUUCAUUACCUUCAUUACAAAUUAUGGAAUUAGAAACAAGAGGUGAAGUUGAUCUCUGCCUGAAGAAUUAUUCAUUCGAAAAUUUGAAAACAUUAACAAUUAAUACGCAUUCGGUCUAUCAAAUUUAUAAAUUACCCACUUUAACAUUAUCGAAUAAUCAUAUGCCAAAACUUCAAAACUUGAUUGUAUCAGGGUAUCAAAUAACAAAUCAUUUUUCCACUGAGUCAUAUCCAGCUUUAGAAGAGCUCACAAUUGCUACACUCAAGUCCAUAGAAAUUUCACCGAGUAAUACAUUAAAAACCAUUGAUCUUUCAAAAAAUCCCACUACAAUAGAAAUAAACAAGAGUGAUCAAUUACCUAAUUUAAAGGAAUAUAAAGAACCUGGUACUAUGAAUCGAAAAGUAGGCAACAAAAGAAGGAAAAAAUGA
This is a messenger RNA of Hansenula ciferrii, 1935 nucleotides long. RefSeq names its product Internalin-I. The record is from RefSeq and is a predicted model, not a curated record. The transcript has a single exon. Gene Ontology annotation, molecular function: protein binding. Bases 1 to 1935 code for a protein of 644 amino acids. NCBI's taxonomy places the organism in Eukaryota, Fungi, Ascomycota, Saccharomycetes, Phaffomycetales, Wickerhamomycetaceae.